Molecule: messenger RNA, 165 nt
Organism: Racocetra persica
Lineage: Eukaryota; Fungi; Glomeromycota; Glomeromycetes; Diversisporales; Gigasporaceae
Source: the annotation of a GenBank genome assembly
ACUCAGAAUUUAAUAAUAAAUCUUGAUAAUGAUGAUUGGAUUUUGAAUAACGAGACUGCUUCAUUAAGUUCCUGUAAUAUAGAAAAUGAAACAGAAUUGUCUUUUUUUAAUUGUGAAGCUUACGAAACUUAUAAAUUACAUCCUGAUGUUAUGAAAUGGGAAUGA